CCCUGCCGGCACGGUCACACUUUCAUCAGUGAACGAUUUUUGCGCAAAAAAAAACGGAGUUUAUCAAUAAAUCGCUGCCUGCGAUUGCAUUGACCGUUGAAACCGCGUUCGUCCCCGUGCAGAAUCCGCAAAUUCCGGGCUUUUUCGCCCCAAAAUCGCGAUUCAGUGCUGCGAAAAGAAAAAAGAACGCAAGCAACGAUAACAACAGGCAGCGAGAGCGAGUGAGAUAGAGCGAGAGAGGGAGCAGUGCGGAGUGUUGUGUGUGUGCGUGCUGCCAACUUGUCGCACCGAUUCGCUGCUGGCCGCUGUGUGCGUGUGUGCUCUAUGUGGUUCUCUCAAAUAAAAAAAGGAAACCUUUUCGCGAUGCUAUACGAAAUUCAUCUGAGGUUUUAGGGCUAUGUCUGGCUUCCACGGCGAUUUGCUGGCUAGAUAGAUUUUCCCGACGAGAGCGACUUUUCAACAAGUUGCCAGCGCAGCGUGCAACGCGCGCACACACACACACACACUCACACACGGGCAAACACACGCGCAAGAGAGAGCGAGAGCGAGCAACAACAACAAAAGCUCUGAGCAGCAACGUUUUUAGUGAUGUCAUCAGAAAAAACGUCUUCAAGCUGGCCAAAUUGAAGCGGAAAAGGUAGCCAAACUGAAGCACUUGUCGGAGAGCGUCUCGGUGCUGCUGAAGAUCGCCAGGAUCGCCAACAUGGACAACAGCAUCGUCGAGGAGAACGGCAACUCGUCGGCGGCAUCGGGCUCCAAUGACGUGGUCGACGUGGUUGCCCAACAGGCGGCGGCAGCGGGGGGAGGCGGUGGCGGAGGAGGAGGAGGAGGAGGCGGUAACCCCCAGCAGCAACAAAACCCACAAAGUACAACGGUUGGCGGUCCAACGGGGGCGACGAACAACACCCAGGGAGGAGGCGGAGGAGGAGCCACCGUGCUGACCACCACCGCCAACUGCAAUAUACAAUACCCCAUCCAGGCGCUGGCGCAGCACGGACUGCAGGUGCAAUCCGUGAUACAGGCCAAUCCCUCGGGAGUCAUACAGACAGCAGCUGGAACCCAGCAGCAACAGGCGCUGGCCGCCGCCACGAUGCAGAAGGUGGUCUAUGUGGCCAAGCCGCCCAACUCCACGGUUAUCCACACGACCCCCGGCAAUGCAGUGCAAGUGCGUAACAAAAUCCCUCCAGCAUUUCCGUGCAAGAUCAAGCCCGAACCGAACACGCAGCAUCCGGAGGACAGCGACGAGAGUCUGUCGGACGACGAUUCCCAGCACCACCGCAGCGAGCUGACGCGACGGCCGUCGUACAAUAAGAUCUUCACCGAGAUCAGCGGACCCGAUAUGAGCGGCGCAUCGCUUCCCAUGUCCGACGGCGUGCUCGGUUCCCAGCUGGUGGGGAGCGGAGCGGGGGGCAAUCCGGCGAACAGCUCCCUGAUGCAGUUGGACACCUCGUACUACCUGUCCAAUCGGAUGUCCUACAACACCAACAACAGCGGGAUAGCGGAGGAUCAGACCCGGAAGCGCGAGAUCCGGCUGCAGAAGAACAGGGAGGCGGCGCGGGAGUGUCGGCGCAAGAAGAAGGAGUACAUCAAGUGCCUGGAGAAUCGAGUGGCGGUGCUAGAGAACCAAAACAAAGCGCUCAUCGAGGAGCUCAAGUCGCUCAAGGAGCUCUACUGUCAGACCAAGAACGAUUGAAUGUGGGCGGGGCUCUGGCGCCGCCUGCGCCCCCGCCUCCAGUUACGGUUACGUUUACGGCGACGGCUGCGCUGCGGUUCCGUUCUGGACAACGCCCGACAGCAGCGACGGAUGACCGAUCCUCCCCGUUGGCCGGCCGCAUAUCAUGAUUUAUAUACGUAUAGGAUGCUAUAUGUGGUAGCGUGUACAUUUACUGUAUGAUGGACUGUAGGAUGGGGGAUCGUGUUGUUGUUAGGAGGACGCAGACGGACGGGCGGGCAGAUGCACCUGCCGGACGGACGAGCAGAACACACAAUGUAAUUAUGUUUAUAAUUUAAUGAUGUAAUAUUAUGUUUAUGAUUUAGUUUAUACCUUAGUUUAUUUGCUAAUUUAACGACACUGGAGUUUACCCACGAACAUGUGUUUCUGUAUCCUAAGACCCUAUUACCAACAUACCUACCCUACGGAUUCUAUCCGCAUCCCUUUUGUAAUUAAAUUUUUUGUUUUACCUAA
This is a messenger RNA of Drosophila subpulchrella, 2185 nucleotides long. It is a transcript of the gene CrebB, whose product is annotated as cyclic AMP response element-binding protein B. The transcript is spliced from 6 exons. The record is from RefSeq and is a predicted model, not a curated record. Bases 704 to 1693 code for a protein of 329 amino acids. Gene Ontology annotation, molecular function: protein binding; RNA polymerase II cis-regulatory region sequence-specific DNA binding; DNA-binding transcription factor activity, RNA polymerase II-specific. NCBI's taxonomy places the organism in Eukaryota, Metazoa, Arthropoda, Insecta, Diptera, Drosophilidae. Gene Ontology annotation, cellular component: transcription regulator complex; nucleus. Gene Ontology annotation, biological process: regulation of transcription by RNA polymerase II.